Blepharisma stoltei is the source of this 435-nucleotide messenger RNA. Lineage: Eukaryota; Ciliophora; Heterotrichea; Heterotrichida; Blepharismidae. The record is from the annotation of a GenBank genome assembly.
AUGUAUGAAAUUUGUAAAAAGGUGUUUCCUAUUGAAGCAAUUAUUCAAACUGAAUUGUUCGUACUUAAUACUCUAGCUUGGAAACUCGAUAUCCCUACCGCGUCUGAAAUAAUAAGACAUAUACUGGCUUGCACUUGCCAAGACUUCGACUGUUCCUGUAUAAUAGAAAAUGCUGAUUCAUAUGCAGCAUUAUGCUAUUUGGAUACAGAUUUAGCAUUUAAGAAGCCUUUUUUGCUUGCUUUAGCAUCAAUUUGCUGUGCAUUUGAUAAAUUUAGGGUUAGAGAAUUUAAAGCAGAGUGGUUAAAAAUUGUUGGAAAGGAAUAUCCUUUUGAUCUUCAAAUAUUAGACCACGUUUUAGAGAAAAUUCAAAUAAAAAUUAACGAUAUGUGGAUGUCAAGCGAAUAUGAAAGCACUGAAGCCGAUUCUCCUCUUUAA